Molecule: messenger RNA, 1697 nt
Organism: Diachasmimorpha longicaudata
Lineage: Eukaryota; Metazoa; Arthropoda; Insecta; Hymenoptera; Braconidae
Product: dynein regulatory complex subunit 5-like
Exons: 8
Coding region: 577-1635 (352 amino acids)
Biological process (GO): cell migration; regulation of Arp2/3 complex-mediated actin nucleation
Cellular component (GO): plasma membrane; lamellipodium
Molecular function (GO): protein binding
Source: RefSeq, a predicted model, not a curated record
AAUUCCCAAUUGUAAAUUGAAUUCUUUUAAUUUCAUUAUUGUUUAAAAUUGAAAUAUUUAAUUUAUUUUAUUGUUGCGAGUAUAAUCCUUUCCUUUCAAUGUGCACUUAUAAUAUUAAUUAAUGAAUGGGGCAUGGAUUGUUGACGUCAUUAAAAAAAAUUUUUUCUCUAAUAUUUAACUACUGAAUUUGUGUACUACGCUUAUUUGCAUAGGAUUUUUAAAUUAUGACUCAUUUAUUGAGGAUUAAUAUGUUCGUGCAUUGAAUAGUAUGCUGUCAAGAAAUCGUAAAAUAUAUCAGUGAUGACCAUUUAAAGGUGGAAACACAAUAAGCCAAAUGAACACGGCAACUCGUGGCGACGUCUCUAUUGUGAACGUCAUUUCACCGAAUAUUUAGAAUCACUUCAGGAUGUUGAGAGUGAAAAAGAUGAGUGCAAGGCUCUUAUCAACUUGGUACAACGGUAUGUCAGUACUCUGACAAUUCGAUCAUUACAGCCAUCCAAAUAUCCAUUCAAGUGGUCUGGAGAUGAUGAUGAAGAUCAAUGUACAGCGACUGAUUUUCCGGUUCACCACAUUGCCAUGAAUGUGAUUCUUCGAAAAUUGCCGGAGCUGCGGGAAUUGCGACUCAACUUUGGUAUGAUUUACAUGAACGAGGGAUUCGAGUGGCGCGACUUCGAUAAAUUUUUAUUGAUUUUUUCAUUGAGAUUUUCAGUUGAGGAUUGUUUAAAUCUGGGAAACGGAAUAAAAGAAGUGAAAAAUCUUCAGAAAAUCACUAUCACCCGGAGUAAUUUAGAUCAGCCACGUGCAGCGGCACUUCUUCAGGGCAUCGUCGUGAAUAACAACAUUCAAGUGCUGGAUUUUUCACACUGCAAGCUCGGUGACACCGGCGCUCAUGCAAUCGGUGAAUUUUUGAAGAUUCAUCGUAGUCUAAGGGAACUAAAUCUGACUAACAAUGAUAUUAAGGGGGCUGGAGUAGCUGGAAUUGUCCAUGGACUUAUCCAAGGCUCAUCCACUCCGUUGAGACAUUUAGAUUUGAGAUUGAAUCCACUUAGGGAUGACGGAGGAAUCCACAUAGCUGCACUGAUUCUGCGAGCGAGAAAUUUGGAAAAUUUGAAUGUCAGUGGUUGCUGUUUUAAAACUGAAACUGGAAUGGCAUUAGCGGAAGUCAUUGCCUCUGGGUACACGAAAAUAUUUUUCCUGAAGAUUGAUGUGUCGAAUAACAAUAUGGGACCCGUUGCUGGCGAGGCCAUGGAAGUCGCGGUUAAAAGUUGUUCACAUAUAAUUGGAUUGGACGUGAGAAUGUGUAAUUUCUCAAAAGAAUCGGAAUACCUCAUCAACGAGACUAUUGGAAGGAACAAAGAAGAAAUGACGAAGAGGAGGAUAAAGUCUAUACUUGAGCGUAAACGUAGUAUCUCUUCUAUUCCACUGCAAACAAAGAGUCUCCUACCACCACGUGAUUUUAAGGAUUUUCAAAGUCCUGAGCAUGGCGCUGUCCCUUUUCACAAUGAAUUGGAGAGUUCAGUCUAUACUGAACUGGAUGACGGAAGUUGGUUUGGCGGUGAGCAUGGACAAUAUGCAAUGAACAGCCAACAAAUGGUUCAUACUAGAUCAGAGGUAUCUGAUGCAGCUCACGAAUGAUGUUUCAAAUAAAUGACUCUUUAUAAGAUAUGGUAAUAAAUGAAAAUAACUAACUCAAAGUA